GACUUGCAUCAAACGAUCACACAGAACUAAUCGGAGCACCAUUUCAUAUCUAUGUAUCUGAUUUUUUUUUUGGAGCGAAAUCUAUGUAUCUGAUGUGAUGCAGCUCAAUACUCCGGCGGGAACAUCGAUGAAGCAGGAAGAACUCUCGCCUUCGCCGUCGGCGUCGCAGCAGUUGCGUUGCUUCAUGGUGUUGCGGCCUGACACCUGUUGGUUGAUCCAUGCUGUCUGAGGAAGGCCCGUACAAGCCCAGAUGAAUAAAGCCUGUGGAACGAAACUAUGGGCCACGAGCAGGCCUCCUAAGCUGCUUGGUUUGUGUCGAUGUUGUUGUUUUUUUGCGACUUUAGUUUGUGUCGAUUUGAUUUGUUUGAUUGUUGAGAUGGGAAGUCAGGAUCCUGUUGACCAUUGACUUUCCGGUAGCCCACAUCAGCUUCGGUUCUUCCUCCCACCUUCCCCCCUUCCUUUCCCCAUCAGGCCAUCAGUCCAUCACCAUUGACACUCUGACUUCAUUGCAAAACUUGGCGAUCAAGAUUCCUAAGCCCCAAUCAGUGUCUGAUGUGGUCAAACAGAGUUGGCGCCUGCUCUGCCUGAUUCCAUCUAUAAAAACACAGGCCACACUAGCUGCUGCGGAGCUUGUUACGUGCCAAUCCCUAGACCCGCAACUCAGCUGCAAGAAGUAGCAACAGAAAAUGGAGCAGGGCAAAGGAGAAGGAGCGCAGCCCGCGAAGACAGCCGUGGAGGUGACCCUCCGGCCGUUCACCCUGGCCGACGUGGACGCGAUGAUGGCGUGGGCGUCGGACCCAGUGGUGGCCGCGCCCUGCCGCUGGGAGCCCUACGAGUCCACGGAGCCCCUGCUGGCCUUCAUCAAGGACACCGUGCUCCCGCACCCCUGGUUCCGCGCGAUCUGCCUCUCCGGCUCCGGCGACGGCGACGGCCGCCCCGUGGGCGCGCUGUCCGUGUCGCCGACGGCGGACGCGUGCCGCGCCGAGCUGGGCUACGUGCUGGCUCGCGCGCACUGGGGCAAGGGCGUGGCCACGGCGGCCGUGCGGCGCGCGCUGGGCGCGGUGUUCGAAGAGGUGGAGGGGCUGGAGCGCGUGGAGGCGCUCGUGGACGCGCGCAACGCGGCGUCGCAGCGGGUGCUGGAGAAGGCCGGGUUCACGCGGGAGGCCCUGCUCCGGCGGUACUGCGUGCUCAAGGGCGACGUCAAGGACAUGGUCAUCUACAGCUUCGUCUCCACUGACCCGCUGCCGCCUGCCGCUGCUUGAUUGCCAUGUAUGAUGAUGUCGUAUUUGUUCAGUUUCAGUGGAACUCUAGUAGCAGUACUCUGUACUCCCCCUUUUCUCCCCAUUGUUUGAUUAAUUGUCCCUAUACACGAAAGAUAAGACAGUUCUUUUGUUGCUCUA
Messenger RNA from Brachypodium distachyon (stiff brome), 1400 nucleotides. RefSeq lists its product as uncharacterized. The record is from RefSeq and is a predicted model, not a curated record. Gene Ontology annotation, molecular function: acyltransferase activity, transferring groups other than amino-acyl groups. The transcript has a single exon. Bases 687 to 1262 code for a protein of 191 amino acids. Lineage: Eukaryota; Viridiplantae; Streptophyta; Magnoliopsida; Poales; Poaceae.